AUGGUCGAGACACAGGGCAAGAGCAAAGAUGGCCCUUUCGGAGGUCUGCCGCCAUUGGUUUUAGGUGGUGCAACUUUGAACACGCAGUACAACGAUGAUCCAUUCUCCAUUCCUGUGGUUGAGAUGUUGAGACACGCAUUCGAGCACGGGAUCACUGCAAUUGACACUUCACCUUACUACGGUCCCAGUGAAACCAUAUAUGGACAGGCUUUAGAGCAGCUUCGUAACGAAUGGCCAAGGGAAUCGUACAGCAUAUGCACCAAGGUGGGCCGGAUUAGGCUAGAUGAGUUUGAUUACUCAAAGGAGAACGUUCGGUUUAGUGUGCUUCGCUCGUGCGAGAGGCUCAAGACGACAUAUUUGGAUGUGUUGUAUUUGCACGACAUUGAGUUUGUCGAAGAGGACAAGAUUAUGGAGGCCCUUUGUGAGAUGAAGAGGUUGAAGGACGAAGGUGUUGUCUUGAGAAUUGGGAUCAGCGGGUACCCGGUUCGGUUCUUGUACGAGAUUGCCAAGAAGUGUCGCGAUAACGAGCAGAUCGGGGCUCUCGACAAUGUGUUGUCGUAUUGCAAUUUGAACUUGCAGAACACGAUAUUGGAGCAAUACUACGACAAGUUCUUGCAGGAGUGUGGUGUUGGUGUUGUGAGCAAUGGGUCGAUCUUGUCGAUGUCGUUGCUUGCCGGUGGCGAGACGAAACCGUUCCAUCCAUGCUCCGAUGAGUUGAGGAAACGCAGCCGCGAAGCGGCCGAGUAUUUGGCCAGCAACGGCGUUGCAAUCGCCGACUUGGCUACCAAAUACGCCAUUCACAAGUGGCUCAAGCGUGGACCCACGGUUCUUGGGUGCAGCAAUGUUGCUGAAGUGGAUUAUGCUCUAAAAAACUAUAACCAAGUUAUACAAAAUGGUGGUGAUGGUGAAUUGGACGCCAGGGAUCAGGCCUUGGUGUCAUAUGUUCAAGAAAACAUAUUCAAAGAGUUGAUGAACUCGACGUGGGAAUCUGGUAUUCCUGGCCGUGGUUAA
This is a messenger RNA of Kluyveromyces marxianus DMKU3-1042, 1011 nucleotides long. RefSeq names its product D-arabinose 1-dehydrogenase (NAD(P)(+)) ARA2 (gene ARA2). Bases 1 to 1011 code for a protein of 336 amino acids. Gene Ontology annotation, cellular component: cytosol. The transcript has a single exon. Gene Ontology annotation, molecular function: D-arabinose 1-dehydrogenase [NAD(P)+] activity. The record is from RefSeq and is a predicted model, not a curated record. Gene Ontology annotation, biological process: dehydro-D-arabinono-1,4-lactone biosynthetic process. Lineage: Eukaryota; Fungi; Ascomycota; Saccharomycetes; Saccharomycetales; Saccharomycetaceae.